AUGGCAUAUUCAUUUGCUAAUACAGCUAAACUUUAUGAUUCCUCUUACUCAAGAGAUGAGCCUUAUAGAAGAGACUUAGAACCUUACAGAAGGGAUGAUCCAUACAGGCCUGAAGACCGGCAUGACACACGCAGAGAUGAUUUGGACAGCCACUACAUAUCUCACCCCGUUGAAGGUUUUUUUUUUUCCUCUUUUAAUUUUUUUGUUUUUUUUUUGUUUUAUACUGUUGAAAAUAUAAAUAUUCAUAUUUCAUAUUCUCUCUGGCAUAUUCUCUCUCUUUCAUAUUCUCUCUCUUUCAUAUUCUCUCUCUUUCAUAUUCUCUCUCUUUCAUAUUCUCUCUCUUUCAUAUUCUCUCUUUCAUAUCUCUCUUUCAUAUUUCUCUCUUUCAUAUUCUCUCUCUUCAUAUUCUCUCUCUUUCAUAUUCUCUCUCUUUCAUAUUCUCUCUCUUUCAUAUUCUCUCUCUUUCUCUCUCUUUCAUAUUCUCUCUCUUUCAUAUUCUCUCUCUUUCAUAUUCUCUCUCUUUCAUAUUCUCUCUCUUUCAUAUUCUCUCUCUUUCAUAUUCUCUCUCUUUCAUAUUCUCUCUCUUUCAUAUUCUCUCUCUUUCAUUCUCUCUCUCUCUUUCAUAUUCUCUCUCUUUCAUAUUCUCUCUCUUUCAUAUUCUCUCUCUUUCAUAUUCUCUCUCUUUCAUAUUCUCUCUCUUUCAUAUUCUCUCUCUUUCAUAUUCUCUCUCUUUCAUAUUCUCUCUCUUUCAUAUUCUCUCUCUCUGUUCUCUUCUUUCAUAUUCUCUCUUUCAUAUUCUCUCUCUUUCAUAUUCUCUCUCUUUCAUAUUCUCUCUCUUUCAUAUUCUCUCUCUUUCAUAUUCUCUCUCUUUCAUAUUCUCUCUCUUUCAUAUUCUCUCUCUUUCAUAUUCUCUCUCUCUUUCUCUCUCUUUCUCUCUCUCUCUUUUCAUAUUCUCUCUCUUUCAUAUUCUCUCUCUUUCAUAUUCUCUCUCUUUCAUAUUCUCUCUCUUUCAUAUUCUCUCUCUUUCAUAUUCUCUCUCUUUCAUCCUUUAUCUUCCAUUUAAAUCUGCCCAUUCACUUUUAUAUUAAACAUUUCAUUGUAUAA
Molecule: messenger RNA, 1104 nt
Organism: Acanthosepion pharaonis
Lineage: Eukaryota; Metazoa; Mollusca; Cephalopoda; Sepiida; Sepiidae
Source: the annotation of a GenBank genome assembly